GAGUUUUAGUGUUUCAACUCAUAUCCUCUAAAAAGCUAUCUCUCACUCUGUGAAGGACGUGACAACACGAAAAAUGUCUUUCACAGCAGCGGCUCUCUUUGUUCCGCCUCCGGUUACCGUUCGAUCUCCGGCUAGAACUCUUCGCCGUUCAUCAAUUCCUUGUUUGCUUCCGACGAAUGGCGUAGUGGGUCGCCGGCAAAUCAAGAAGUCGGUCGUAGCAAAUGCUUCGCCGGGAAACGGAGGCGUCAGGGCGGGGGAAGAUGACGGAGUUUCUCUUGGUACAAUGAAGCUUCCGGGGAACACAGAUGUCGCGAGAUUCGAAACUCUUCUUUUCCAGUGGGCGAACAGUCUUUGCCAAGGAGCCAAUCUGCCUCUUCCGGUUCCUCUCAAGGUUGAUAGAAUAAGUGGAGGAGCAAGGUUAGGAUUCAUCGUGAUGGAGAAUGAAGGCAAAACCGAUGUUCCGGUUUACAUUGACUGUUUGGUUAACCAAACAGAGGAUGGUUUGGUGUUCCAAGCGACACGUCAUGGACGGAAGAAAGACAAAGCACCUCCGGGAGAAGAAAGAAUCAUGAGAAGCCUCUUAGGUGCUUUGAAAAGAGCUGUUGAGCUUGCUCGAAUCGCUUAAAAUCUGACUCUUUCAAAAUGAAAUUAUAUUUUUCAAUAUCUCUUUGUUUAUGUCUGUCUUUCUAGUUAUAUUUUUUUUAUACUAGUUAUCAAAAAACAUCAGUGGUGGAUUACAUA
Messenger RNA from Camelina sativa (false flax), 741 nucleotides. RefSeq lists its product as uncharacterized. The record is from RefSeq and is a predicted model, not a curated record. Gene Ontology annotation, cellular component: chloroplast thylakoid membrane; chloroplast stroma. NCBI's taxonomy places the organism in Eukaryota, Viridiplantae, Streptophyta, Magnoliopsida, Brassicales, Brassicaceae.